Messenger RNA from Blepharisma stoltei, 744 nucleotides. NCBI's taxonomy places the organism in Eukaryota, Ciliophora, Heterotrichea, Heterotrichida, Blepharismidae. The record is from the annotation of a GenBank genome assembly.
AUGUUUAUUAAAUGCUUUAGACGGUCUCUAUUUAAGGCCUCUAACUUCAGAUAUCUUUCCAUUAGCACAAGAUCACUUAAAGACAUUAUUUCUAGCAGAUCUUCUAAGGCAGGGCCAAUUCUGGAUAUCGAUUCCUUUAAAUUUGAUACAGAUGAUCCACGAAAACUUGAACCCAAAUCAAGAGAAAUAUUCAUAGGAAAUCUCGACUGAAACACAACAGAAGCUGAAGUUCAAAAUUUAUUGAAAGGCUAUGGUCAAAUCACCAGGAUCAUAAUGCAUAAAGAUGACAAAGGGAGAAUGAUGGGUGCAUGCUUCGUCCAAUUUUCAAAAGAGACUGAAGCUCUUUAUUGUCUUUCAUUAAACGAUAAAGAAUUAAAUGGAAGGCGCCUAAAAGUAAACUUAACAUGUGAUGAAAAGGUUAAGGAUCAAUGAAGAAACUUUAAAAUAGACAAAACAAAGAGAACUAUUUUUAUAAACGAUGUCAUUCAAUCAUAUAUAUUGUCCAAAGAAUUAGAACAAAGCUUAGAACAGUUUGGGAAAUUGAUAAAAAUGACAUACCCCACUUCUUCUGGCGGCGUGACUUUAGGAUAUGCAUUUGCUGAAUUUGAGACAUAUCAACAAGCAGAAAAAGCUUUAAAGCAAGGAAAGGUUACUAUUAGGGGAAAAGACCUCAAAAUUCAAAAGACGUUUAAAGACAUGACCAAUCGCCAACUAGAAAUGGACAUGGGAAAAAUUAAAACAUAA